This is a messenger RNA of Blastocystis hominis, 1200 nucleotides long. RefSeq names its product Cell division cycle protein 48. Lineage: Eukaryota; Bigyra; Opalinata; Blastocystidae. Gene Ontology annotation, molecular function: ATP hydrolysis activity; ATP binding. The transcript is spliced from 2 exons. The record is from RefSeq and is a predicted model, not a curated record. The coding region runs from base 1 to 1200 and encodes 399 amino acids.
AUGGUCCAGGCGCGCUUGUCAACGUACUUUUUCCAGGAAGUGCGUCGCCAUGUGCUCACGCCGAGUGGCUGUAUCAUUAUUGGAAUCGUCGCCCAAAGCCAAUUUGGGUCGAUCAACCGCCAAAUACUUUGCUCUGGAUAUCUCAGCUGUACCAUCACCAUUCCCAAACUGGACAAGCGUCGCCGCCAAAAGCUUCUCUCUCUCUUUCUGGGCUCCAAACUCAACGAAUCGCUCUUGGACGAACUCUCGGACCAAACCGCUUCCUACAGCGCCGCCGACCUCUGCGACUUCUGCUCGCAAGUGUUCAGCCAUCUCGAUUUGCAGUCCCGCCCCGCGGACGACCUCGCCCAAUCGAUCCUUUCCCUCGUCAAACAGCACGCGGCUUCGGUCACCCGCCAAAUGAACGUCGUUCGCCCGCUUCCGGACGGAUUCCGCGCUCUGAUCGGGGUUUCAUCGCUCAUCCAGCAGGUCAACGAAGUGAUUCUGAACCCUCUUCGCUCUCCCGAGAUCUACGAUUUCUACGAUCUGCAGCCGCCGCGCGGCGCGCUUUUCUACGGCCCGUCGGGCUGCGGGAAAUCGAUGAUGGUGGAGGCGAUCGCUGCGGAAGCGGGGAAGGAAGUGCAGGUGAUGUCGGUGGUGUGCAGCGAUAUUUUGGGGAAGUACGUGGGCGAAAGCGAGAAGAAACUGCACGAUGUGUUCACGAUGGCGCGGGAAGCGGCGCCGUGCAUUUUGUUUCUUGAUAAUAUUGAGAGUAUUGGGCAGAGGAGAGGGAAUGACAGCACGGAAGAGAAAACGUUUGAUCGACUGCUGUCGAUUUUGCUGGUCGAAAUGGACGGCGUGAUGACGUCCUCGGCUCCCAUCUAUUUGAUCGGAUCCACGCAGCACAUCGAGCAAUUGGAUCCCGCGCUGUUGCGACCUGGACGCAUGGAGCAUCACAUCAAGUUCGAUUUGCCGUCCAGCGAGGCGCGAUUGGAACUGUUCCGCUUGUUUUUGAAGGAUGUGGCGCUGGAAGACGAGGGGAGUCGAGCGUUUAUUGAGAAUUGGCUGACUGCCAGAACGGCGUGGCGAUCACAGGCGGAUGUGCGCGCUGUGGUGGUGAAUGGGUUGAUGGAGGCAAUACGACGAAGUCAGGAUCCGAGUGGAGAGAUCCGAGUGAGGCAAAGCGAUUUUGAGGUUAGUUUAGAGCAAUUGAAAUCAUAA